UUCUGAUUCAAAGUCUUGUUCUUUUCAAAACCCCACUUCCCAUUUCCCCUAAUUUCCCUCAAAAACCCUAGCCGGAGCCACCCACCAGCGCCCAUGGAAGAAGACGGCAUAGACAUGGUUCUUGGCAGAGCCACAGAGCUCCGGUUGAAGAUCAGCAACUGCAUUCACAAGGCUACAACCAUCGCCUCUCUCCUGCAAGACCCAUCUGCCGGAGGGGGAAAUGAGGCUGCCAAUGACGGUGGUUCCACCUCCGAAUGUCCUGCCGCCGUCACGGAGGACGACGAAGAAGUGGAACGGCUUUUGAAUAUCUGCGAUGCCCUUGAAUCCUUGGAGACCCAACUCUCUUCUUUGCAGGUAUUGCAACAACAACAACGAUACGAACGGGAAGCUGCUCUGAGUGAGAUCGAACACAGCCGCACGAUGCUACUCGACAAGCUCAAGAACUACAAAGGUGAGCAUUUGGAGGUGAUAAACGAAGCUUCGGCCUUUGCUGGCGAGGCAGUAGAGCACAACCAUGAUCUCAUGCUUCCUCCAUAUCCAACCCGUCCGCCCUACGCUCUUCACCUAAACAAUGGCCAAUUACCACCAUCCUUGUCCGCUCGCAAAUCUGCCCGCAAUGGGGUAACCUUGAACUACACGACGAACGAUGCUAAAAGGGAGUCAAGCGAGUCGUUGACUACCAGCAAACAAGCGAGCACGAGAAGCUCGACGAACGGAUUAGGUUCACUCAUAGCUGCUGCAGCCAAGGCAGUGUUUACCAUUGUUGGUGUUGUGUCAAUAUUGAGCAUGUCUGGCUUUGGACAACGAAUCGCAGCGAAGAGAGUUAGUCGUUCGAAGAUCUCCAAUGGGUUUGUUGAACAGCCAUCGACCAAAGAAGAGAGACCGAUAAUUCGAUGCCCGCCUGGGAAAAUUCUCACGGUGGAAGACGGGGAGGCGCGGUGCGUGGUGAAAGAGAGAGUCGAAGUUCCAUUUUCCUCCGCCGUGGCCAAACCAGAUGUGAACUAUGGAUGUGGUCCCCCUGUUUUGUUCCAUGUCCUGUUCUUGCCUUGUGGAUUAUCUCUGUAUUUUACCCAAAGAAGCAAAAAGCAGGCUGCCAUGGCUUUUCAUUACAAUGAAGAGAUAGGAUCCUCCAAUAUGAGUUCCCCAAGCAAAAACAACAUAAUCAUGGGCACUUUCGGAGAAUCCAAGGUUUUCACUGAACACCAAGAAGCUCUUGUGCUCAAGUCAUGGAGUGUCAUGAAAAAGAAUGCUCCUGAAUUGGCCCUCAAAUUCUUCCUCAAGAUAUUUGAAAUCGCUCCGUCCGCUCAAAAGAUAUUUCCUUUUUUGAGAGACGCUAAAGUCCCCCUCGAGCAAAACCCUAAGCUGAAACCUCAUGCUUUGAGUGUCUUUACUUUGACUUGUGAGUCAGCGGUUCAGCUUCGGAAAGGUGGCAUAGCAGCGGCUAGAGAAACCACUAUCAAGAGGCUCGGUGCCAGUCACUUCAAAUAUGGUGUCGUCGACGAACAUUUCGAUGUGACAAGAUUUGCACUUUUGGAGACAAUAAAGGAAGGAAUUCCAGAGAUGUGGAGUGCGGAGAUGAGAGGGGCAUGGGCUGACGCUUAUGAUCAGUUGGUGGCCGCCAUUAAAGCUGAGAUGAAGCCUUCUUCCACCUCUUAAUAUAUAUAUAUAUAUAUAUAUAUAUUUCUUUUUUUAAAUUCUGUGUGACAAGGACGUUUUUUAUGCUUAAUUUUCAGAGUGGUUGAAUAAAUGUAUGGCUUUUUCAUCAAGAAAA
Molecule: messenger RNA, 1771 nt
Organism: Cucurbita moschata (crookneck pumpkin)
Lineage: Eukaryota; Viridiplantae; Streptophyta; Magnoliopsida; Cucurbitales; Cucurbitaceae
Product: plastid division protein PDV2-like
Exons: 7
Coding region: 94-1656 (520 amino acids)
Biological process (GO): chloroplast fission
Molecular function (GO): heme binding; oxygen binding
Source: RefSeq, a predicted model, not a curated record